UGACUUUUGUAAAUUUAUUGACGUUUGAUUUGUUGUCAAAAUCUGUUCAUUUACAGAUUUAUUCAGAAAGAUGGAAACAACAGGAAGCUGGGUGAACAUGUUUGAUAAUAUAGCAUCGACGCAAAAUAGUGGAUCAUACAAUGUCACAGCAGAUCUAAUGGCGGCAGACGAUGGCGAUCCGACUAAAAAGUUCAUUAAAAAGAUAUCAGACAUACUAAUGAUCGUCCUUUUAGCCGUAAUAUUGCUGUCGCUCGGUUGUACCAUAGAACCUACAAAACUACUGCAGCAGAUAAAGAAACCAGUUCCUGUCAUUAUUGGAAUAGUAUUGCAAUUUAUAGUAUAUCCGUUAACGGCAUUUGGAUUUGCGCAUGCGUUUCAAUUGAAUAAGUAUGAUGCACUGGGAUUACUUAUUCUAGCAACCUGUCCUGGAGGAAGUUUAUCUAAUUUGAUUACUUUCUAUUCAUCCGGAGAUGUGUGUUUGAGUAUGAUCCGUUUGCAUGACACAACAGUUGCAAUAGGAAUGAUGCCAUUGAACUUGUGGCUGUAUUCCCGUAGUUUCAUUUCAUCUACGUUUACUGUGCCAUACGUCAACAUAGUCAUCUCCUUGGUUUCGAUACUUGUUCCUGUUGCUAUUGGAAUAGUUAUCUUGAAGAAGCUUCCAAAGGUCGCGUCAUAUAUUACAAAGGCCGGAGGAGUGGUUGGAAUGCUUUUCAUUGUAACAGUAAUUGCCAUCAAUAUUUAUCUGUAUCCUGGAUUGUUCAGUUCAGAUUGGAAAAUGGUUCUUCUAGCAAUUAUUCUUCCGUUGUUUGGACUGUCUGUCGGAUAAACCCUCGCGAGAAUUUAUUUUAUAUAAGACAUUAUAAAGUCAUUCAUUUUUAUGGAACAUAAUUAUUCUAUUAUAUGGAAAGCUUAUUUAGCGAAAUAACUCACUGAUUCGUGUUAAAUGUGCAUUGUCUAUUUCAUGUCGACAUCUUGUAGUGUAAAAUAUAGCUUAUAUAAAUAAAAUGUGGUAAGA
This is a messenger RNA of Mytilus californianus (California mussel), 1015 nucleotides long. RefSeq names its product sodium-dependent organic anion transporter-like. NCBI's taxonomy places the organism in Eukaryota, Metazoa, Mollusca, Bivalvia, Mytilida, Mytilidae. Gene Ontology annotation, biological process: bile acid and bile salt transport. Gene Ontology annotation, cellular component: membrane. Gene Ontology annotation, molecular function: bile acid:sodium symporter activity. The record is from RefSeq and is a predicted model, not a curated record. The transcript has 5 exons. The coding region runs from base 71 to 826 and encodes 251 amino acids.